UUUAUCAUAAUUUGUAAUUAGCAUAACUAUAAUGUUAGUUUAAUUGAAACGUAAUAAGUAAUUGGUACACUUUGUGUUAAAGUACAAUUUUGGUUGUCAUCCCUGAUCAUAAUAUUCUUUUUUAAUCAGUGAAAAAUAGGUAAUUGUGAGUUACAAAAAAUGGACUUGAAACUCGAUGUAUUAUAAUAGUCAUAAAAUUGGUGUAGAAUAAUUUGUCCUAUUUGAAAAGCGUGUUAAGGUCGAAAUGUCAUGUAAUUCGACUUAUCGUAUUCGUCCUGGCACAGUUGGCUUAGUGAAUAUGUAUUCUUUUUUAUCGUAUGUAGUGGCUUUGUACAGGUGGGCGAUUAAUGUAUUAAGUUAGACAUUUUUGACAAGUACUUUAUUUAAUCGUGUUUUCAAACAUUGCACGUUUAUUGUAUGCAAGAAACGCGAUCGUUAGUGUGUAAUAAAGAACAAAUAUGAAUAAACAUUAAAUGUUUUUCCAACUUUUGAAGGUAUAAAUUUUACUCUUAAAAAUGAGUUGGUUACGAAAUAGUCCAUUGAGAACAAGUUUUACCAAACAACGAUCUAGAGAUUCACCUCCAAAAGAUGCCGAUCCAUCAGCAUGUUAUGAUAGUUUCUGCAAGCAUUGGCAACAAACUUAUGACAUUAUUUUACAUACUAUUCCACCAAAGGGAAUACCUAGUCAGGACGAUGUUCUUGGUGUUGUUAACCACAUCGACCAGAUGGUAACUCUUCUGGUAUUGGAACUCAGAGAGUCUACAUCUUCUAAGCAUUAUCGUCAGAAUUCUAGUGCAACGCAUUCUCCAUGUUUAGAGUACUUAUUAAGUGAAAAUUUACUUGUCAAAUUAUAUGAGUGGAGUGUACAUACCGGAAAGUUUAAUAAUGCUGUUCGUUUAGAACAACUGAAGCUUUAUGAAUUAUUAGUAUCAUACAGUGGUACAUUGCUUGCACAUGAACCAGUAACAAGGCCAUUGUUAAGACUAUUAGAAGAAUGUGCUAAUGAUAUUAUGCUAUUGGAAAUAGAAAAAAAAUUGGUUGUUCUAUUAAAUCAAUUAUGCGUAGCAUUAAUGCAAAAUAUGGCUCUACUAGAUCUAUUUUUUCAUUCAACAGCAACUGGGAAAAAUAAGUUUAUUAUUUUUACAUUAUUGAUACCUCACAUUCAUAAGGAAGGAGGUAUUGGACAACAAUCACGAGAUGCUAUGUUAUUAUGUAUGUCCCUUUCGAAAAAAAAUGAUGAAGUUGGAUUAUAUAUUGCUGAUCAAUCUAAUAUUUGUCCGGUAUUAGCAACAGGUUUAAGUGGCCUUUAUUCUUUAUUACCUCGAAAACUUCAUAUCGAAACAGAUGAUUGGCAUCGUUUAACACCUGAUGAUGUUAAUGAUAUACCACCACUUAUACAACUGAUGAAUUCUUUAGAAUUUUGUAAUGCUGUUGCACAAAUUGCUCAUCCUAUGGUUCAAAAGCAAUUACUUGAAUUUUUAUAUCACGGAUUUCUAGUACCAGUAAUGGGUCCUGCUUUAUUACAGGAUUCUCUUGGCUUGACUCUAGAACAGCUAGAUGCACUGGAGCACCGGACAACUGUGGAUGAAUUAGUAGCAGCUACAGCUUAUUUUGAUUUGUUUCUUCGAUCCGUAACAGAACCAGGUCUACUAAGAUCACUAGUUAGAUUUUUGUUAGAAGAUAAUUAUGACGAAUGUAGGAUAUUGGACAGUCUUAUACAAAGAAUAUCUUCCAGAUCAAGGUUAUGUAUUGUAACUUUGGCAUUAUUUGAUACCUUAAUUAACUUAAACUGUGAGGAUGUAAUGCUGGAACUAUGCUUAGGAGCUUUAAGCCCUUGUUCUCACGUAAUGUUAUCUCAACGUCGAAGAUUGAAAGAUAUAGAUCCAUUUGGACGUGGUGCAGAAAAAUUUUUAGCUUUGAUACCAAAUUGUUGUUCACCAUUUUCUCCAUUGGCUACACCACCUACUUCGUUACCAAGCACUUUGUCUUCUUCACGUGAAGAAUCUUUAAAUAGCUUAGAUGCAUUGAAAUCGUUACCAUUAUCAAUAAAUUAUGGUACUAGAACAUCAGACAGUCUAUAUGGGAAUUAUCAUGCUUAUCUUUGUGAUGCUAGACAAAAAAUAACAGCUUGUAGAAUAGCAUGUCGUAAUUGGUCAUCUCGUUACGAUGGAGAAAUAUCUACAGAUAAUAAUACUGGAAGUGCAGUUACUUUAACAGAUGAAAAUACAUUACUUGAUCAAACGACUAAAAAAACUGAACAAAAUGUAAUACUAUCUUCAGAAACACAUUCAAUUACUGUCAUUGGUACAAAGGAAAAUAUUUCGUCCGAUAAUAUAUUAGAUAAUAUUCAAAGUUUAUUAGAAAAUAAAGAAUUAAAUAAAAAUACACUUAAUACGGAUAUACCAGUAACAUCAGAUGUUGUAUUAUCGCUUGAAGAACAAGCUAAGUUAGAUGCUGAUAUUGCUGAAUUAUUAAAUGAAAAUAUAGGUUCUUCAGAAUCUAUUGUUGAAACAUUUUUAACAGCUGAUAAAAAAGGCUCUGAUAGUGGUAUUGAUGAUUCAAAUACAGCUAUGAAUUCUUUGUUAUCAUUGGGAGAAAGUAGUGGUUAUGAAAGUUUUGCAUUUAAAGGAUCAUCACAGUCAACACCAGAAAAUGAGCCAAGUGAAAAUCAAAUAAAUGAACAUGAAGAAACAGAUUCAGAAUGCAAUCACGAGCCUAAUGUACUUAUCCAUGAUAAUGUAGAGUCUAAUUCUAUAUCAGAAGAAUCAAUAAUAAAUAAACAAAGUAAAGAUACUGCCUGUCGUCAAGAUAUAUUUAAUGGACAACCAAAUGUUGGAAUAUUUUUGGAUGUUAUUUUAAGAAAAUUGGAAUGUAUGACAAGCAAUAAUUUAUAUGUUAAUUUACAUUUAACUGGCCUUAUAAGUAGAUUGGCAAUUUAUCCACAGCCAUUGUUGCAAUCAUUUUUAUUAAAUCAUUCAUUGGUGUUUCAGCCUAGUAUCAGAUCAUUAUUUCAGGUGCUUGCAUCUUUAAAACAUAAAAUAGAUCAGUUUCUAUCGAAACAUGACAAUGUCGACCUGUUAGUGGAUCAAGCUAGAUCAUUUUUAAUUGGUCGUGAGGAUAGAUUAGUAAAUGCAAGAAAAAAUGCAUUAGAAGCUACUGCACAAUUUGCAUGCAAUAAGAGGAAUUCUUUAACAAACGACUCAUUUUUAAGAGGUGAACCUAAAAGGAGAAGCUUUACAUCGUCCUUUACACAAAUGUUCAGAAGAGCAAGUAAUACAUCUGGCACAAUUAAUUUAACAAAUUCUAUCAGUCAACCAUCUAGUAUAUCAGAGAAUCAAUUAGAACCUGUUGGAUUUGGAACAGGCUACCGAUCAUCGUGGGAAUCUCCAAGUGAAAUAAGUCCAGUACAAAAUAUAGUAUUAUGUGCAGUUGUAUUAGAUGAAUGGUUAAAAGAAUUAGCAGCUAUUACUCAAGAACAUGCCAUUAUGUCACUUACAAAUGGUUUAGAAUAUAAUACAUAAUACAAGGAUCUAUAAUGAUAGUAAUUGCUAAAUUAAUCUAAAAAAAAAAAAGAAAAAAAAGGUAAAUAGAUACUAAUAACAAAUAAA
Molecule: messenger RNA, 3608 nt
Organism: Polistes dominula (European paper wasp)
Lineage: Eukaryota; Metazoa; Arthropoda; Insecta; Hymenoptera; Vespidae
Product: FHIP family protein AGAP011705
Source: RefSeq, a predicted model, not a curated record